AAAUACCUCUUCCCUUCUUCUUUCCUUUCUCCUCUCUCUCUUCUUUGCUUAUACCUCUUGCACUCUUAUCUUCUACUCUUCUCGGAGGUCACAAGUAGUAUUUGGCAACGAAGCCACCACCUCCGCCGCACCAUAAUCUUGAAGGAAAAAAAAGUGGUGUGCACGAGAAACGAGAAAAGCGGUUGGAGUUCAGUUUCUUGGUUUUUCCUUUCUCUGCUUUGUAUUGUCCCAAACAAAACAAAACAAGGAACGCAGUCGCACCUCUUCCCAACGCGCUUCACUCCAGAGCGUGUUGUCAGCGGUGAAGAAAAACCAAGGAAAUUGGUGUCUGAAGAGUUGACAGAAAUUACUAUUGCAUAUUCUAAUUGAAUAUGAAAUAUAUAUUUCUUUUCCUUGUCAUUUUCAAGAUUAUCAAGAGGAGAUUGACAAAGUUACAAGAGACUAUGGGAUUUCAAACAUCAAAUAGUACUAAACGGAUAGCACAGUCAAUUUUCAAAGCAAAGGAGGACUCAAUUGAUGCACAUGAAAACUCAUUAAUUCAAAGGACCACAAAGAACUUCAUUGAUAAUACUCAAACCAAUACCACCGAAUAUGAUUCAUGGGUGGUAAGGUACCCUUCUGCAUUGAACUCGUUUGAUACACUUAUGAAAGCAGCCACUGAAAAGAGGAUCAUCGUUUUUUUGGACUACGAUGGUACCUUAUCACCAAUUGUAAAUGAUCCUGAUCGUGCUUUUAUGUCUGAUGAGAUGCGUGCAACAGUAUUUGAAGUUGCUACUUAUUUUCCUACAGCAAUAAUUAGUGGAAGAAGUAGAGAUAAGGUAAAAGAUUUUGUGAAGUUAAAUAAUUUAUAUUAUGCUGGGAGCCAUGGGAUGGACAUAAUGGCACCAUCAAUGCCAGUCAGAUCUUCUGACAGCAAGGAUUUUGACAUCGUCCGUAACACAAAUGAUAUUGAAGUUCCCUUUCAACCUGCGAAGAAGUUUUUGCCUGCAAUUCGAGAGUUAUUAAGAAAACUAGAGAAUGAAAUUAAGGAAAUAAAAGGAGCAAUGGUAGAGGACAACGGAUUUUGCAUCUCUGUACACUUCCGGCAGGUCCAAGAAAAGGAUUAUGACGUUUUGGAAGAGAAAGUGAAGUCUGUGCUUGAAAAUAAUCCACAAUUUUGCUCAACAGAGGGUAAAAAGGUUAUGGAAAUAAGGCCAUCUAUAAAGUGGAACAAAGGAAAUGCCGUAGAAUAUUUUCUUGACACAUUAGGAUUAAGCAGUUGCACUGAUAUCCUUCCUGUGUAUAUUGGUGAUGAUAGAACUGAUGAAGAUGCUUUUAAGGUCAUACAGAGCAGAGAGCAAGGUUAUCCAAUCAUAGUGUCUUCAGUUCCAAGAGAAACCAACGCUUUGUACUCUUUGCGUGACCCAUCGGAAGUACUAAUCUUUUUGUCAUGGUUGGCCAAAUGGAAGAAAGCCUCUUACUAAAGUAUGCCUUUAUCAUCAAAGAGGUUGGUGGUUGGUUUUGACCUUGCAUAGGGUUGUGACUUACCCUAAUCUAAACUUUUACAUUAUCCAAAAAAAUAAAAAAGCAGGUCUUUAAAUUUUGGUUAAGGCAUGGAUCAUCUGAGAGAGAACUUUGCCAAGCACAUAACAACUUCCCAAGAUAGAUUUGGAAAAGUGGGAAGAUUGUUAGUUUCUUUUGAAGUAGUUGGUUUGUAAAAUAACUCUGUAUAUUUCCUGCUUGUAAAAAAGAUUUGGAGAAAGAAUAACUUCUCAUCUUUUGACA
Messenger RNA from Cajanus cajan (pigeon pea), 1764 nucleotides. RefSeq names its product putative trehalose-phosphate phosphatase C. The record is from RefSeq and is a predicted model, not a curated record. Gene Ontology annotation, biological process: trehalose biosynthetic process. Lineage: Eukaryota; Viridiplantae; Streptophyta; Magnoliopsida; Fabales; Fabaceae. Gene Ontology annotation, molecular function: trehalose-phosphatase activity.